AUGUCAACAACAAUCCCAACCUACCGCUACCAAUACCGCCAACCCUCUUCUUCUUCCCACCCCUCCAGCUUCAGUUUAUCCCCUCCCAGAAACACCCUCCCCCACCACUACCUCGAAUCCCCCACCAACAUCUUCCUCUCUCCCUCCAACCCGCUAUCAGAACUACCAGAGAUAAUCAUAAUCCGCCAAGUCGGCGGACCAGGCGAUAACCACGUCCAAUGGGUAUCCAAAUCGGACAUCAUUCCUUUUCCGGAUCCGGACGAUGAAAGCAGCAAUGGCGGCGGUAGAAGGAAGCAGCACAUGAAAACCUAUGUUUCUCAAGUCCACGGCAUCGUGCACACAGCAAACUGGGCCAACGACGUGGGGGACCGACUCUGGUUGAGGAGUGACCAACCCAUAAUUAAGGGGAGGAGGAGUGUGCCGGUGGUGAAUUUGGAUAAGGGUGUUAGUGGGGAGGUUUGCAUCAACUCGGUAAACUGGUUAGUCGAUAAAAGAGAGAUCAGCACCGGCGCAACCAUCACCAUCAUCGGGGCUGAAUACCGCCAUGUACAGGGGCAACGACGCGGUGGCGGCGGUGGGCCGUUUAGGAUGUGCGUAACGCAGGAAGGGAAUGGUGAGGGGAUCAUUGAGAUAAUCUCUCUGGAAGAGCUAGAGACUUGUUUCGAGGAUGUCAAGCCACCACCAUCAGUACAUGACCACUCUCACUAUCAUGUCCCACCACCCACGGAGCUCCAAAUACUAGGCGACAGCAACCACAUCUCGAGGCAGUUACGAGGCGCUGCCACCAUAUUCGGGGAAACCAACAGCCGAAUUAUGGACGACGACGGCGAUGACGAUAACCUCAGCCAAGUCUCCUUCGCGAGCUCAACCAAGGGAAAAGUGGCGAUAGAUCUGGUAGCGCGGAGUCUAUCGAUCUUCAACUUCAACGCUGCCAUGUUGGACUUGGCUGCGCUGUCUAAUCAGAGCAUGGGUGGCUUUAUCAGGGACAUUGAUGAACAACCAGAGGCGUCGGAUGAUAGCGAUGAAGAGGACGGGGACGAGGAAGAGGAGAGGGUAUGGAGUGAUUGUGAAUCUCAUUGCUCUAGAAGGCAGUCGGCGAUGGAUGACGAGGGUGAGGAUGAGAGGAGUCGAGCAGAAGAUAGUGCGAGUAGGAGUGGUGCUGAUGUACGAAGCCUAUGA
This is a messenger RNA of Neurospora tetraspora, 1179 nucleotides long. RefSeq lists its product as uncharacterized. The coding region runs from base 1 to 1179 and encodes 392 amino acids. The record is from RefSeq and is a predicted model, not a curated record. The transcript has 2 exons. Lineage: Eukaryota; Fungi; Ascomycota; Sordariomycetes; Sordariales; Sordariaceae.